CUAUAUCAACACAUCUACACAAUCGCUCUCAUUAAUCCGUGCUUGUUUCUCUCACCCCCCUCAAUCGUUGACCUCAGAUGCCUCAUGACGCAGCUGUUAGCCGCAUCGCCACCGCAGUAAAAGCCUUUUACUCCCGCCAAGAGCCAUAUCGCAUCUUCCACGGCUCCACAAAUAGCACAAGACCCUACCAAAAACAAAGUGUUGUCGAUAUCAGCGCUUUAUCAAAUGUCGUCAGCAUUGAUACCACGGCCAAGACGGCUACCGUGGAGCCAAAUGUGCCUAUGGAUAAGUUGGUAGAGGCGACUCUGCAACAUGGCCUCAUCCCGCCUGUCGUGAUGGAGUUUCCUGGGAUUACUGUUGGAGGUGGCUAUGCUGGUUCAGCUGGAGAGAGUAGUUCGUUCAAGUAUGGAUAUUUUGAUCAGACGGUCAAUUCUGUGGAGGUGGUGUUGGCGAAUGGAGAUGUGGUCACUGCGUCCAAGACUGAAAGACCCGAACUGUUUAAAGGAGCUGCAGGAGCGCUUGGGACUUUGGGGAUCACGACUUUAAUUGAGCUACAGCUGAUCCAGGCAAAGAAAUACGUUAAGAUUGAAUAUCAUCGAAGGGGCAGUGUGCACGACAGCAUCGAAAAGCUUCAGCAGGAGAUCAAGGAUCCUUCCAAUGAUUAUGUGGACGGCAUCAUCUUCUCGAAGAAUCAUGGAGUCAUUAUUACUGGUCAGCUGACUGAUGAGAUACCUGAGUUGGCGCAACCUCAGACGUUCAGCAAAUCUUGGGAUCCUUGGUUCUAUCUCCACGUCAAAGACAAGACGAUUGUCGAAGCCACUUCUCCUGUCACAGACUAUAUUCCUCUGGCUGAGUACUUGUUUCGAUAUGAUCGAGGCGGUUUCUGGGUUGGUAUCGAAGCAUUCAGAUACUUCCCAUUUGUCCCCUUCAAUAAAUUCACACGCUGGUUCCUGGAUGAUUUCAUACAUACGCGAAUGCUCUACCGAGCUAUGCACGGUAGCAGGAAGGAAUUCGGAAACAUCGUUCAAGAUCUAUCAUUACCAUAUUCUACAGCCGAAAAGUUCAUCGAUUAUACAGCAGACGAGCUUGACAUCUGGCCUCUCUGGCUGUGCCCGUUACGAGAAAUGACCCCGCCGACCUUCCACCCCUAUACAACUUUACCCGGACCAGACGAAACUUCCAAGCCGAUGCUCAAUAUCGGGCUUUGGGGUCGAGCAUCGGAUGAUCUCGACACAUUUGUCGCUCAAAAUAGAAGGCUGGAAAGCAAGCUCACAGAACUCGGCGGACGAAAGGUUCUGUACUCACACACCUACUACACCGAAGCGGAGUUCUGGUCUUUGUACGACAAAAAAUGGUACGAUGAACUACGAGAACGAUACUCGGCUUCGAGUCUCCUCACUGUGUAUGAUAAAGUGAAAGUUGAUGUGGCGAAGCAUAAGCAAACGCGGUUAUCGUGGACGCAGAGGUUGGCUUCCAUGUGGCCGUUUGCCGGGAUGAUUGGGAUCUGGGGCGCGAUACGGAGUAAGGAUUAUUUGCUGCAUAGGCAUGCUGCUUGGAGGUAUAGGGGGACGAUUGAGAAGAAAGAUACACAUUUGGUUGGGGAUUCACAACUGUAGUUUGGUUUUGAUUGUAGCUACAAGGUCAUGUAUGUAUCUCAGACUAUCUCAAGGAUCAAGUCAAAUCUUCCCA
This is a messenger RNA of Mollisia scopiformis, 1689 nucleotides long. Its product is annotated as FAD-binding domain-containing protein. The record is from RefSeq and is a predicted model, not a curated record. The transcript has a single exon. Gene Ontology annotation, biological process: steroid metabolic process. NCBI's taxonomy places the organism in Eukaryota, Fungi, Ascomycota, Leotiomycetes, Helotiales, Mollisiaceae. Gene Ontology annotation, cellular component: membrane; cytoplasm. Gene Ontology annotation, molecular function: FAD binding; Delta24(24-1) sterol reductase activity. The coding region runs from base 78 to 1616 and encodes 512 amino acids.